Molecule: messenger RNA, 939 nt
Organism: Protobothrops mucrosquamatus (brown spotted pit viper)
Lineage: Eukaryota; Metazoa; Chordata; Lepidosauria; Squamata; Viperidae
Product: insulin gene enhancer protein ISL-2
Exons: 6
Coding region: 1-939 (312 amino acids)
Biological process (GO): axonogenesis; positive regulation of transcription by RNA polymerase II; neuron fate specification
Cellular component (GO): nucleus
Molecular function (GO): cis-regulatory region sequence-specific DNA binding; DNA-binding transcription factor activity, RNA polymerase II-specific
Source: RefSeq, a predicted model, not a curated record
AUGGUGGAUAUUAUUUUUCCUUCCCCUUUUGGAGGCGCGAUGGGGGAUCACGCCAAAAAGAAAGCGGGGACCGCCACGUGCGUGGGCUGCGGGAGCGAAAUCCACGACCAGUACAUCCUGAAGGUCUCGCCCGACCUGGAGUGGCACGCGGCCUGUCUGAAGUGCGCGGACUGCAGCCAAUACCUGGACGAGACCUGCACCUGCUUCGUGCGCGACGGGAAGACCUACUGUAAAAGAGAUUACAUCAGGUCCAUGACUUUGGACCUGGUGGCCUACCUCGCAGGGCUGUCGUUGGUGAAAGGAGGGGGUCCGCUGGGCAUCUUGGCCUCCGGAGGAAAGGAGGCCUGGACCACCCUCCUUCUUUCCGCAGACGCGGUGCCCGGGCGGCAGCCCUCGCUGCGUUCCCACGUGCACAAGCAGGCGGAGAAGACGACCCGGGUGCGGACGGUGCUCAACGAGAAGCAGCUUCACACGCUGCGCACCUGCUACGCGGCCAACCCGCGGCCGGACGCGCUGAUGAAGGAGCAGCUGGUGGAGAUGACCGGGCUGAGCCCACGCGUGAUCCGCGUCUGGUUCCAGAACAAGCGCUGCAAAGACAAGAAAAAGUCCAUCCUCAUGAAACAGCUGCAGCAGCAGCAGCACAGCGACAAGGCAAGUUUGCAGGGCUUAACUGGGACGCCCUUGGUUGCUGGCAGCCCCAUCCGCCACGACAGCGCCGUGCAAGGCAGCGCGGUAGAGGUGCAGACGUACCAGCCCCCCUGGAAAGCUCUCAGCAAUUUUGCUCUGCAGAGCGACUUGGAUCAGCCUGCCUUCCAGCAACUGCUCUCCAUUUCUGAAUCCGGCUCCUUAGGCAACUCAUCGGGCAGCGACGUCACCUCUUUAUCGUCCCAGCUCCCCGAUACCCCCAACAGCAUGGUUCCUAGUCCAGUGGAAACGUGA